Messenger RNA from Coniophora puteana RWD-64-598 SS2, 1095 nucleotides. RefSeq lists its product as uncharacterized. NCBI's taxonomy places the organism in Eukaryota, Fungi, Basidiomycota, Agaricomycetes, Boletales, Coniophoraceae. Bases 43 to 1095 code for a protein of 350 amino acids. The record is from RefSeq and is a predicted model, not a curated record. The transcript has 3 exons.
GGCUUCAAGCCAUCGACACCCUCCCUACACUACCGCUCAUUCAUGCUAGGAGUCGACCCAUGGUGGGACCGACUCGCCCUCCUGUACCAACACGAAGCCAUCCGGCGCACACGCGCAACCCACGAGCGCGCCGACCUCACCCCUUCAGAGCGCCUACACGCCCAACACGAAUUCGAGCCGGGCGAAAUCGCACACGUCACGAGCGCAGGCGGCGUGCGCCUCGCGUUCUACGAGUUCCUGCUCUCGCAGGGCCUGGAGCUGCGCGGGGACGAGCCGCGGCGGCGCGCGGUCGCGCUGCAGCACGCGCAGCUCACGGGCAAGUUCGCGCUCGUGCUCGAGCGCCUCGGCGGGGGCCGGUAUCUCGUGUGCUAUCUCGCGAGCUAUGGUGCGAUUCGGCAUAGCAGGAGUAUGUCGCCUGUGAAGCAGUUUUUCAGUGUCGCGCUGGGGGGCGCGGGCGCGAGGAAUUGGCCGCCGGAUACGCCUGCGUUUCGGACGAGGCCGGAGUGGAAAAUUAGGCCGGGCGCGGGGAGCGGGUAUCUGUUUGUGUGUCCGGUAGUGAGGAGCGGGCUGGUGAAGACGACGGGAUAUCGGCGGGCCACGCUGAGGAUGGGGGAGCUGGACAGGCUCAAGGCUGCGUACCGGGAUAGGCUUACGGUUUUUGAUAAACAACAUCUCAAACUCAGGGCAGCUGAAGAGGAGUGGAUGAAAGUUCAAGAAAGGUACGGAAUCAACUUGGACUACUCGGAGCCGGAGACGCUGGCAGCGUUGGCACGGUUGCAACCAGACCAGAACGACCAGGAUGAGGUGCCCCCGGUAGAGUCUGCUACAGACGGUGCAAAUGACCAGCUGCCACCUCUAACACCGCUGAGGCAGAGGAAGUGGAUACCUCCGCCAAGGCUCGCUCAUUCCAAAGGAAACUGGAACUAUAUUCGAGAGCCUCUCCAACACAUCCGCCACGACCUUCUCAGUGCCUCACCUUACCUAGACCGCAUGCUGCCCUUGCCUUCGCGGAUUCCCUACCUCCCUCGGGUGCCGUUCCCAUACAGAAGAAAGCCCCCAGGGCUCUCCCUUUACCGGCGCUUGGUCUACCUUUGA